Messenger RNA from Bipolaris sorokiniana ND90Pr, 624 nucleotides. RefSeq lists its product as uncharacterized. The transcript is spliced from 2 exons. The record is from RefSeq and is a predicted model, not a curated record. Bases 1 to 624 code for a protein of 207 amino acids. NCBI's taxonomy places the organism in Eukaryota, Fungi, Ascomycota, Dothideomycetes, Pleosporales, Pleosporaceae.
AUGGCGCCCAUCCACAAGACACCCAGCGAAGAAGAAAUCGCAAAAACCCUCGGCAACCUCAAGCUCUCCCCCUCGCACCCAGAGAAACCGCUCAAGAAACCCAAAUCCAAGCCCGUCGCCGACAGCUGGGACGACGACGGCGCCCUCAGCUCCUCAGACACCGAAACCGAAACCAGCAGUUCCACAAAAAAAGGCAAGGCAUCACAAGACCAACAACAAGACGGCGGCAAAUCCUCACCCCAAGAUGCCCUAAAACCCCUCUCAACAACCUCCUCCCACGAAGCCGACGUACCCCCCAACCCCCCACCCCCGACUCCCGCCUCGCCCACGCAAUUCGAGUACCCGCACGGCGACAACGUGGGGUAUGACAUUGGGGCUGAGGGACCGCGGAGCAGAAAUAGCCCUGCGAGUUUGGAUAAGCGGCCGGAGAAGACGACGGCGGUUGCCGGGAGGAUGAUUGCGGGGGCGUUGGGAGUGAGGGCGCCGAGGAGGACGGAGGAGGAGAGGGAGUAUGAUCGGGUUAUGAGGGAGAAGGAGAGGAAGAGGCGGGUGGAGGAGAAAGAGAGGGAGAAGAGGGAAGCGGAAGCGAGGGAGGCGAGGAAGAAGGCUGUUUGGGAUGAUUAG